AUGGUUGACGGCGCUCGGCACCCUCGCCGCUCAUCGCCAACCACGCUCACCGGUCUCACCACCCACGGCGUUCUCGCCGAAGGCUCUCACCGGUCUCGCCGCCCACGGCGCUCACCAGUCUCACCACCUUGGUGCUCAUCAUCGACGACGCUCACCGGUCUCACCCCUCUCGGCGCUCACCACCACCGACGCUCACUGGUCUCGUUGCCUACGAAGCUUACCACCCUCGGCGCUCACGACGCCCACGCGUUCACUCACUCUGUUCUUCUCCCUUACGUGGCACCCUUAUUGAGCCAUGGCCUGUCACAUAGCGUGAGUGUAACACCCUAA
Linum trigynum is the source of this 330-nucleotide messenger RNA. NCBI's taxonomy places the organism in Eukaryota, Viridiplantae, Streptophyta, Magnoliopsida, Malpighiales, Linaceae. The record is from the annotation of a GenBank genome assembly.